AUGGAUAAAGCACGCUCUACCAAACUCAAGUUCAAGGGAGACAAAACAAAGAAGAAGCGUAAAAGAGAGGACGAAGAAAGCGGCCCAUCUAGGUCGAAGCAUGUGGAGGACGAGGAGGAGCCGGAAACAUGGGUAAUGCCAGAAAGUGCGGCGGAGAUUCGCGGCCCAACCUUCGUUAUGCACCCCUCUGAUCCCAGCCCCAUCUCCGUCAACUUUGAUGCCACGAGGAAUCGGAUAAUUUUACAUCCUCUCGAUAAGGACUCACCGUCGUUGAUUGAACGUGCCCCUACAGAGAUAUCCCAGGUCUGGGUCGUAACACGUGUUGCUGGCUCUCCCACAAUCAACCUCCGAACGGGCACGGGGGAAGGCAAGUUUCUCUCAUGUGAUAAACACGGAAUAGUUUCGGCAGACAGGGAAGCUCGCGGACCAGAGGAGGAGUGGACGCCCGUCCUCCUCCCCGACGGCAUGGUCGCAUUCCAAAAUGUAUACGAGAAUUAUCUUAGCGUCGAUGAAGUCGCUGGCGGCACCCUACAGUUACGUGGUGACAGUGAAGAGGUCGGUUUCAGAGAACGGUUCUGGGUAAAAAUUCAGAGUAAGUACAAGAAGGAAGCCCACGAAGAAAAGAAGAAGCGUGAAGCUGUCACCGAGGUGACAGUCAUCGAUGAGACUGGAACCAACCGCAUAUAUCAGGCAUGGGGUGCCGGUCGUUCGAAAGAGCUGAAACGUGCACGCAAAGAAGGCCGGCUGGCUGAAGCGUUAUUGGACCGCAGAUCGAAAUUGAAAAGUGAUCGAUUCUGCUGA
Messenger RNA from Pisolithus orientalis, 801 nucleotides. RefSeq names its product FRG1-like family-domain-containing protein. Lineage: Eukaryota; Fungi; Basidiomycota; Agaricomycetes; Boletales; Pisolithaceae. The transcript has 5 exons. The coding region runs from base 1 to 801 and encodes 266 amino acids. Gene Ontology annotation, molecular function: actin filament binding. Gene Ontology annotation, cellular component: striated muscle dense body; catalytic step 2 spliceosome; nucleolus. The record is from RefSeq and is a predicted model, not a curated record.